This is a messenger RNA of Fraxinus pennsylvanica, 567 nucleotides long. Lineage: Eukaryota; Viridiplantae; Streptophyta; Magnoliopsida; Lamiales; Oleaceae. The record is from the annotation of a GenBank genome assembly.
AUGUUUUGCAAGGCAGAAGAAGCACCAGAUCCUGUGCGCGACACCUUUGGAAGACUGCUCCGCACAAAACAUGCCUACUACAUUUUGCCAGUCGGCCCCUGGAGUGGUGGUGGACUCGAACUAAUCAACACCAACUAUACUAACUGUCCACUUGACAUUGUCCAAUCCAGUGCCGAUACCCCUGGCUCUCCAGUGGCAUUUUUCCCAUUAAAUCUCAAAAAAGGUGUUAUUCGAGUAUUGACUGAUCUGAACAUCAUGUUCCAAAACACGUACACGGUGUGUCCUGAAUCACCUGUUUGGAAACUUGAUCACUACUAUACAAAUGAUACAUUGAACGGGGAUUACUUCAUCACGACCGGUGGAAUCGUAGGAAACCCCGCGCCUGAGACGCUGGGGAACUGGUUCAAGAUUCAGCAAUUUGGAGGUGGCUACAAGCUUUUGCAUUGUCCUGGUGUGUGCACUUUUUGUAAUGUUGUCUGUCAAGAUGUAGGAUUUGAUGUCCAAAAUGGACAGAGGCGAUUGGCUCUAACCAAUUAUCCCUUUAUGGUUGUGUUUAAGAGAGCAUAA